AUGCCUGCACGAACUGCUGGGAAGCAGAAGCCGCCGCACAAACCGAACAAGACAGAACUCAAGAAGCAGAAGAGGAAGCGCGACCAUGAGGACCUGCAGAAGCUCGAGCAGGCCAUUGCCGAGCUGGACCCCAAGUCUGGCAAAUUAAAGACGUUUGCCGACUUGUCUUCAGCCAUUUCCCCUGCGACGGCAUCCGGCCUUCAUGCGUCCCACUUCACAAACAUGACCGAGAUCCAGGAACAGGCGAUUCCGCUGGCAUUGAAGGGCAAGGACAUCCUCGGCGCGGCCAAGACGGGCAGCGGAAAGACAUUGGCCUUCUUGGUCCCGGUGUUGGAGAAGCUCUAUCGCGCACAAUGGACAGAGUUCGACGGCCUGGGCGCUCUGAUCCUGUCCCCGACUCGCGAGCUGGCGGUUCAGAUUUUCGAAGUGCUGCGCAAGAUUGGGCGACACCACGCCUUUUCAGCAGGCCUGGUGAUUGGUGGCAAGAGCUUGAAAGAGGAGGCCGAGCGGUUGAUUCGAAUGAAUAUUCUUGUCUGCACGCCGGGGCGAAUGCUGCAGCACCUGGACCAGACGGCCGGAUUCGACGCGAACAACCUGCAGAUCCUGGUGUUGGACGAGGCGGACCGAAUCAUGGACAUGGGCUUUCAGUCUGCGGUUGAUGCGCUGGUUGAGCAUCUGCCCAAGACGCGCCAGACGCUCAUGUUCAGUGCGACGCAAAGCAAGAAGGUCUCCGAUCUUGCCCGACUGAGCCUCAAGGACCCCGAAUACGUCUCUGUGCACCAAGACGCCUCUACAGCUACGCCUACGACCCUCCAGCAACACUACAUUGUCACACCGCUCCCCGAGAAACUCGACACAUUAUAUGGCUUCAUCAAGGCCAACGUCAAGAGCAAGAUUAUCGUCUUCCUCAGCUCCGGCAAGCAAGUCCGGUUCGUCUACGAAAGCUUUCGACACCUUCAGCCUGGUAUCCCGCUACUGCAUCUGCACGGUCGCCAGAAGCAAGUGGCGCGACUGGAAAUCACAAACAGAUUCACCGCCGCAAAGACAUCAUGUCUGUUCGCAACCGACGUGGUUGCGCGAGGCAUAGAUUUCCCCGCGGUUGACUGGGUCAUACAGGUCGAUUGCCCCGAAGAUGCUGACACCUACAUCCACCGAGUGGGACGAACAGCCAGGUUCCAGAGCAAUGGUCGCGCCGUUCUUUUCCUCGACCCCAGCGAAGAAGAGGGGAUGAUCAAGCGGCUAGAGCACAAGAAGAUUCCCAUACAGAAAGUGCACGUCAAGGAGAAGAAGAAGAAGAGCAUCAAGAACAACCUGCAAGACAUGUGCUUCAAGUUCCCCGACCUCAAGUAUCUGGGCCAAAAGGCAUUCAUCAGUUACACAAGAUCCAUCCACCUGCAGAAGGACAAGGAAGUGUUCAAAUUUGACGCACACGACUGGGACGCAUACGCAGCGAGCCUGGGUCUGCCCGGAACCCCACAGAUCAAAUUCCAAAAGGGCGAGGACAUCAAGAGGAUAAAGAAUGCGCCCCGCCACGGCAUGUCGAGCGACUCAGAGUCAGACAUGGACCUGGAUGGAGCGUACGACAAGAAGAAGAAGGACAAGAAGAAGGCAGAGGUGCGGACAAAGUACGACAAGAUGUUUGAGCGAACAAACCAGGACGUCUUGUCAAGCCACUACUCCAAGCUCGUUAUAAACGGAGACGACGCAGCCAAGGGAGACGAAGAAGAAGACGACGAUUUCCUGGCCGUCAAGAGGCGCCUCAACGACGAGGACCUCGACCAAAUCGCCGGCAAGGCGCCCGCCAACAACGCCAAGAUCAUACCCCUGGGCGGCAACGACCUGUACGUCGUCGACUCGAAGCGCCGCGAAAAGGCGCUGCAGUCCAAGAAAAAGAUGGCCAAGUUCCUCGGCAACGGCUCCAAGCUCGUCUUUGACGACGACGGCAACGCGCACGAGGUCUACGAGCUGCAGAACGAGGAAGACUUCAAGCAGCAAGGCCCUGCGGAGGAGCAGCGGAAAAAGUUCCUCGAUACCGAAGCGGUCCGGGUCAAGGAGGCCGAUCUGGACGACAAGAUGCUUGCGAAGCAGCGCAAGAGGGAGAAGAAGGAGAAGCGAAAGGCCAGGGAGGCGGCAGAGUUCGCUGCUGCUGCUGCUGCUGCUGGGGGAGGCGAGGCGCAGCUUCCUGGUGCCGAUGGAGAGGAUCCGCUGGCUUUGUUGCGCUCUUUGCCGAUUGCUGGCGAAGACGAGCAUGGUGGUUCCGAUGCGGAGCCGCCGCGGAAGAAGCCCAAGAAGUGGUUCCAGGACGAUUCAGAGGACGAGGAGGAUACGAAGAAGAAGAAGAGCAAGGCCGGGAAGAAGAAGAAGGGGGGCAAGGUCAUCGAAGUCGACCAGGAGCCCGAAACGCUGGAGGAUCUGGAGGCUUUGGCUGCGGGCUUGCUAGAUGGUUGA
Molecule: messenger RNA, 2448 nt
Organism: Trichoderma reesei QM6a
Lineage: Eukaryota; Fungi; Ascomycota; Sordariomycetes; Hypocreales; Hypocreaceae
Exons: 2
Coding region: 1-2448 (815 amino acids)
Biological process (GO): rRNA processing
Cellular component (GO): nucleus
Molecular function (GO): nucleic acid binding; ATP binding
Source: RefSeq, a predicted model, not a curated record